AUGGACCAUCGGAGUUGGGAGCCAGCCCCGAUGUGCUCUGGCGCCCUACGCCCAAAGGUUCCGCUCCAAGGCGCCUACCCAGCCUCCCGCGGCUUUCAAAGACGCGUACAGUCUAUGCCAGCGCACCCCUUCACCUCUCCGACCGAUGCCGCCUUGCUAAUCCCCAGAGCCCCGCCCCGCUCAGGCGCUCUGGCGAUCGGCCUCGACCCCGUGCGUCACCCUGGCGCUUGGAUGGACGACGACAACACGUCGCUAAUCCACGACCGCGCUCUGGACGAGGUCUCCGACGUCGGCACAGGGUCUUCCACCUCCUCCACCUCCUCCCUUGACGGCGCCCUUCCAGAACUUCAGCUCUACGCCGGGUGCUCGUUGUGGUACGCCAUCGGUACCCUUGCGGGGUGCCCUCCGCCAGCUCGUGAAGACGAGCGAGCGCGUUGCGAGGGAGCGCCACGCGACAGCGGCGUCGCCGCGAGGACGGGGGAGAAGGGGGGUGGGGGGAGUCGCACCGAAAUCGACUAA
Messenger RNA from Schizophyllum commune H4-8, 519 nucleotides. RefSeq lists its product as uncharacterized. The record is from RefSeq and is a predicted model, not a curated record. Lineage: Eukaryota; Fungi; Basidiomycota; Agaricomycetes; Agaricales; Schizophyllaceae. Bases 1 to 519 code for a protein of 172 amino acids. The transcript is spliced from 2 exons.